AUGGCUCCAAGGCCACCACCAGCAAGCCUCCGCAACGCCCGCUGGGCAUUCUGCCGAUUUGAGCCACCCUAUAAGUCCCUCCUCGCCGACGACGUCGUCGAGCUCCCUCCACCUCGACCGGGCAAGGACGAGGCUGCCAUCCAGGCCGCACUCAAGCAACUGGGAGGCAAGCUGGCGCAGAGGAUCGCUCAGAGGAUCCUCCCCAACGGGGAAUGCCUGUCGGACGAGGAUCCCGACGAGGACGAUGAGAGCGAGGAGCCUGCCACUUUCCGCUGGAGGGAUGCCAAUGCUGCCUUCGCUCGGGCACCACUACGCCCCCUCUUCGCCGAGGCUAGAAACGCCAAGGGAAGCAGCAGGACGCCCCUUGCAACCAUCAACCUCAACACGAAGCAGGCGUUCCUUCACCCGUCUGGCCUGCCGCACGCACAGGUCACACUCAACGUUGCCUCGAGUGGGACCGAGAUGGAGUGCAGCUUUCGCUCUAUCAAGAAGAUGGUGACGCUGCGUCACGACCUUCGCGAUGCUCAAUGGCUCCCCUCCCUCACCGCCGCCGCAAAGGCGUACAACCUCAUCCCGACGCUGAACAACCUGUCUCGCGCGGGCAACGCCGACGAGGCAAAGGCUGUCGCCUCCCUCCUCCUCGCCUUCUUUGCGGGGCCUCUACACGCGGCCAUGUCCUUCAACGUCAGCGAAGGUGCCAUCCUCCAAGUAAAGGAGGAAUUCGACAUCCUCGUCGGCGCAGCCGAGCAGCCCAGCUUCGUCGGCCAUCGCGGAACGCGCUUCCGCGACAAGAUGCACAAUGGCCGCUACCUCCUUGUCCUGGAAACGGCAGACCGCGUCAGCUGGGAGAGCAACCCUGGCCAGUCUCGCGCCUUCCUGCGCGAGGAUGACCGCGAGCGCGACAAGGGCAUCCUGAGGGCCAUGCUCUUCCAUCCUGCCUGA
Molecule: messenger RNA, 942 nt
Organism: Jaminaea rosea
Lineage: Eukaryota; Fungi; Basidiomycota; Exobasidiomycetes; Microstromatales
Exons: 2
Coding region: 1-942 (313 amino acids)
Source: RefSeq, a predicted model, not a curated record